GUGGCGCCUCCCGAACCCCCAGCAGCCCCAGAACUCACCUCCAUGGUCGUGUGGCAGCUUAAGAGCGAGAGCUGCGCGGAGUUGCGCGCCUUCGAGGCCCGCCGCGCCGCGCAGAUCGACAAGUUCCAGGCGCGCGACCGCGCGUACUGGCGCCAGUUCCAGGACGAGAUCCGCCGCGCCGGCGACGAGAACGCGCGGCUGCUGCGCUUCUUCGCGCUGCGGAUGCAGGCCGACUUGGCGUACGCGGAGGCGCUGCGCCAGACGCGCGCGGCGCUGGACGCCCCAGCGAGCGAAGGAUCCGCAGGUAGCGACACGGAGCAGCUCAGCGUGCAGUCGUCGGUGGCCAAGGCGCUGCACGCAGUGGGCGAAGUGCAGCAACAGCUGGCGGAGAAGCUGGUGCAGCUGACUACAGUCGUGAAGCGCGAGGUGACGGCCAAGCCGCUGGAGGAGAUGGCGGCCACGUACAAGGAGAAGAUGGCGACGAUGCUGAGUGAGGGCGAGAAGCUGGACGCCAUGCUGUUCCAGUCGCAGAAGAACGUGCUGACGGCGUUUGGCAAGUACGAAGAGUUGUUUAAGCAGAUGGAGGCGGAGGAGGAGAGCGACAAGGAGGCGGCGGUGAAGAGGCAGGACCUGUGGCUUGCGGAGAUGAACUACUGCAUCAAUGUGCAGAAGCUGCAGCAG
This is a messenger RNA of Phytophthora sojae, 681 nucleotides long. RefSeq lists its product as hypothetical. The annotation marks the transcript as partial. Lineage: Eukaryota; Oomycota; Peronosporomycetes; Peronosporales; Peronosporaceae. The record is from RefSeq and is a predicted model, not a curated record. The transcript has a single exon.